AUGGAUAGAUUGGUAGACCUCUUGAAAGUACAGGUGAUCCGUGGGAUCAACCUUGCCUACCGUGACACAAGGGGCAGUGAUCCAUAUGUUGUCCUUCGACUCGGCAAGAAGAAACUGAAGACAAGUGCGAAGAAAAGAUCUGUCAACCCCAUCUGGCAUGAAGAGCUAACUUUGUCGGUCACAAAUCCUAACGAACCAAUUAAGCUUGAGGUGUUUGACAAAGACACUUUCAGCAGGGACGACCCGAUGGGAGAUGCAGAGAUCGACGUUGCGCCCUUGAUGGAAGUUCUGAACAUGGACCCGGAGGAAAUUAGGAACGGCGCCAUCAUAAGAUCAAUCCGUCCAGGCAGCAAGAACUGCCUCGCAGACGAGAGCCAUGUUUGCUGGAGGAACGGAAAGCUUGUCCAGGACAUAAUUCUCCGGCUGAAGAACGUGGAGAGUGGCGAGAUACAGCUGCAGCUGCAAUGGGUGACCAUUCCUGGCGCCAAGUAACCCAUGAUUUCCCUUUGGGGAUCUUAGCUCUUCUAGCCAUUGCUAUGGGAAUGUUCCGAGGAUGGGAGGCUUCGUUUGAUGUCAUUGGCUCAUUCCUAUGGCUCUUCUACGAUUGUACUCGAAAUGAAGCAUUCCGUUUCAAUCACAUUUGAGGCUCUCACAUCUUCACCUGUUGUGGAUGUCGGAUUGGAACCUAACCAGCAAAGGGAUCAGGGUAGUCAAUCUUGGUAGGGGGAAAAGGAAGAGAAAUGUUGAAUGGCGCUGCCGAAAUGUAUCCAGGACAUGAUUUGUAAAGUCUGGGACAAAUAAUUGAAGACAAGUGGCAGGAACCUGUUUGGGAAAACCAUACCUUCGUUGAU
Messenger RNA from Phragmites australis (common reed), 851 nucleotides. Its product is annotated as GTPase activating protein 1-like. The transcript has 4 exons. NCBI's taxonomy places the organism in Eukaryota, Viridiplantae, Streptophyta, Magnoliopsida, Poales, Poaceae. The coding region runs from base 1 to 492 and encodes 163 amino acids. The record is from RefSeq and is a predicted model, not a curated record.